GCGGAGCCAGACCCCCGGGGGGCGCGGUGCGGGCGGGCUGAGGGCCACUCGCCGCCGCCUCGGGCUCUCGCUGCACCAGGAGCCGCGCCGUCCCCGCCGCCGCUGGGACUCCCUCCCCGGGCAGAGAGGGGGAGAAUGACGGAGCUCCAGUCCGCCUUGCUACUGCGGAGACAACUAGCAGAGCUCAACAAAAAUCCAGUGGAAGGCUUUUCAGCGGGCUUAAUAGAUGACAAUGAUCUUUAUCGAUGGGAAGUCCUUAUUAUUGGUCCUCCAGAUACACUAUAUGAAGGUGGUGUUUUCAAGGCUCAUCUUACUUUUCCAAAAGACUAUCCACUGAGGCCGCCAAAAAUGAAAUUCAUCACAGAAAUCUGGCAUCCGAAUGUUGACAAGAAUGGCGAUGUCUGCAUUUCAAUUCUUCAUGAGCCUGGAGAAGACAAAUAUGGCUAUGAAAAACCUGAGGAACGCUGGCUUCCCAUUCACACAGUGGAAACUAUAAUGAUUAGUGUUAUUUCUAUGCUGGCAGAUCCCAAUGGUGAUUCUCCUGCUAAUGUUGAUGCAGCGAAAGAAUGGAGAGAAGACAGAAAUGGAGAAUUUAAAAGAAAAGUUGCCCGCUGUGUAAGAAAAAGCCAAGAAACUGCUUUUGAGUGACACUUAUUCAGCAGCUAGUAGCUUCACUUUUUUCAGGGUCUCCAAUUGAGAAACAUGGCACUGUUUUUUUUUCCUGCACUCUACCCACCUAUUGCUGGACUUCUGUUGUUACAAGUUGGCAACACUGGCUGGAACUGGGCUGCAAUAAAACAUGCCAGUUAUCAAUGCUGACAAGAGCCUAACAAGUGCCAACACAAGAUGAUUACACAUUUUGAAAUCUAAUGAACUGCUUUAACCUUCAGGAAGAAUUGUAAAGAUGUGUACAUAGCACAACAUGAUCCGGAUAAUAUAUAUACUGUUCAUGUACAUCCACAAAUACACAUUGUACCAAAUAAUGCUGUCUGUAGUUAGGAAUAGAAUCGUGUAAAUUCUAAAGAUUUUAGCAGGUUUUUCUCUCCCUAUUCAUUGUUUCCUAUCAGUUUAAAAAGAAAAAAAACAACUUGUGAAGCAUGUCAAACUAAAACCAAUUAGGAUAAAGUUGGUUUGUUUUCCCCCCCACUUUAAUUUUCCUUUGACCCACUGAGGCUUAAUUAAAAUCUCUUGCUUAUUAAAGUUUAGUAUCUCUUUUUUGGUUUUUGGAAAUGUGCUCCCUUUUAUUUCCCUCAUCAGAACUUCAAAUUUUCCUAAUUAAACCCUGAAAGGAUUUGCUGUCAA
Messenger RNA from Gymnogyps californianus (California condor), 1302 nucleotides. RefSeq names its product ubiquitin conjugating enzyme E2 G1 (gene UBE2G1). The record is from RefSeq and is a predicted model, not a curated record. The transcript has 6 exons. The coding region runs from base 136 to 648 and encodes 170 amino acids. Gene Ontology annotation, molecular function: ubiquitin conjugating enzyme activity. Gene Ontology annotation, biological process: protein polyubiquitination; proteasome-mediated ubiquitin-dependent protein catabolic process. Lineage: Eukaryota; Metazoa; Chordata; Aves; Accipitriformes; Cathartidae.